AUGAUUCUUUUGGCCCCCACAUUGGUCGCGCUGGUCGGUCUGCUGCCUUUUGUUUCAUGCGAGAAGGUCGGCUAUUUUGAAUCAACUUCAUGUGCAGACCCUAAAGGUCUCGCAUCCUGCUACAAGUUAGUUGAUGAGCGUUACUCGACUUGUAUAAACGAGAACUGUGGCGGUGGAGGCGAAGCUUGCUCCAAGUCUUGUGGUGGGAGCGUCUCUUGCAUGAACGCCAAAUGCCCUGGUCUGGGAAUUGACUGUAUGAAUGCGUGCGCAGCCGAGCAAUCCGCUCUCCAGAUAGAUUGUGCUGGUGCACAUUGCUGGAAUCAAGUCUACUCUUGCGAAUAUCAAAACACUGUAUUGGACUUUAUUUCUGUCAGCAACAACCCUAAUCGAGAUGGACUACCAUAUUGGCCUGUGCCCGAUGACGCUCCUGGGUCUUGCUCUUGCAACAUUGGAAAGAUUGAUCUCAAACAGUCAUUAAUCGUGGAUCAAAUGACCGAAUGCUCAAAUAACAUGACCAAUAUCGAGACACUUACAGAAGUUGAUGAUAUCAAUGACUAUGGCAAGGCCUGUCUGUGCUGUGCUUAUAGCAGCAUCAUUUCCUCGUAUGCCUCCCAUUACCUAUUAACCCCUAUCUGGGAUACUUGCCCAGACAUCAAACCGUCGCUGCUGAGCGCAGAUGAAUGGUUCGAUAGUGUUCUGAUUCCAGGCGACUGGGAUAAAUGUGGACCAUAUCUCAAGGCUUUCGACUGUGCUGGUGAUUUGGGCUACGGUCGUGCAGAUGCUGGAGCAAACACUAAAUUUUGGAGCCCAACCAGCAUGCCGACGAAUGGCACAAAGACUGCUUCCAACAUCGCAGGUUCCAUUGCCAGUCCAGUUAGCGGUAACACCUUUACCUGGACAUUUGGAAGAACGACCAAUGCUUUUGGUCGAACUACCAGCCCUGUUUUACACACCGUUACUGUGAGCUCAGUAAAGGCAGUAGUGACCGACUCUAAGGCCCAAGCUACAAGUGACAGCGGGAGCACGGCAACCGGUACAGCAGCGAGUGCGACAGCAAGUGAGACUAAGCCGGGGGCUGGGUCAUCUAUCACUGUUCCGUCAUGGACCAUAAUUGCCAUCUUCGUGGCCGUGCUAUUUUCGGGUUUCUGA
Penicillium salamii is the source of this 1149-nucleotide messenger RNA. NCBI's taxonomy places the organism in Eukaryota, Fungi, Ascomycota, Eurotiomycetes, Eurotiales, Aspergillaceae. The record is from the annotation of a GenBank genome assembly.